AUGGGCGGCGGUGGAAGACGCAGGGCUCGCCGGAAAUUCCAAGACACGGUGUAUCCGCUGAAUGUCACGCUUGAAGAAGUAUACAAUGGAAAGACAGCUAAAUUGCGAUUAUCUAAAAAAGCUCUGUGUACAAAGUGUAAAGGAAGUGGCGGUAAAACUGGUCAGUCAUACGAGUGUCAUUCAUGCCGCGGUCGUGGAGUCAAGAAUGUUGUGCAACAAAUUGGUCCAGGAAUGAUUCAACAAAUGCAAGUCAGAUGUCCUGAUUGCCGCGGCGAAGGCGAGUAUCAAUUUUGCAACAGUACUAGAAUCCCAGAAUCCGACAGGUGCUCUCAUUGCAAAGGAGAGAAAAGCGAGGAAGUGAAGAAGAUACUUGAGGUUCACGUAGAACCAGGAAUGAAACACAAUGACAAGGUCACAUUCCCUCGCGAAGGAGAUCAGUCUGACCCAGACAUUGAACCGGGUGAUGUUGUUAUUGUUAUACAAGUGAAACCACAUGACGUAUUUGAAAGGGAGGGCGAUGAUCUCAUUGCGAAAAAGUAAGU
Messenger RNA from Cylicostephanus goldi, 542 nucleotides. Lineage: Eukaryota; Metazoa; Nematoda; Chromadorea; Rhabditida; Strongylidae. The record is from the annotation of a GenBank genome assembly.